CCUCCUCCUCCUCUUCUUCUUCUUCUUCUUGUUGCUCACCGUUGCUAUACAUAAAUUUUGACAAAAAUGUCAUUGCCUUGCGUACAACCGCCUAAACAACCAAAUGUCAUCACCUGCAAAGCUGCGGUGGCGUGGGGACCCGGGAAGCCUUUGGUGAUAGAGGAAGUGGAUGUGAGUCCACCUCAGCCAUCCGAGAUAAGGAUCAGAAUUGUCUGCACCUCUCUCUGUCGCAGUGACCUCACUGCCUGGGAAUCCCAGGCUAUCUUUCCGCGGAUAUUCGGCCAUGAAGCAACAGGGAUCGUUGAGAGUGUUGGCGAGGGAGUGACUGAAUUUACAGAAGGGGACCAUGUGCUAACAGUCUUCACUGGAGAAUGUGGAACAUGCAGGCAAUGUGUAUCGGGUAAAAGCAACUUAUGCCAAGUACUGGGCCUAGAACGGAGAGGUGUAAUGCAUAGUGAUCAGGGGACACGGUUCGCCAUAAAUGGGAAACCGGUAUAUCAUUAUUGUGCAGUUUCGAGUUUCAGUGAGUAUACUGUCGUGCACUCUGGAUGUGCAGUCAAAAUAAACCCAAUUGUGCCUCUGGACAAAGUAUGCCUUCUCAGUUGUGGAGUAGCUGCAGGCUUGGGUGCAGCUUGGAAUGUUGCUAGGAUAUCUAAUGGAUCAAGUGUGGUGAUAUUUGGUCUUGGAACCGUAGGCCUUUCUGUUGCACAGGGUGCUAAGCUUAGGGGAGCAUCAGCAAUAAUUGGUGUCGACACUAAUCCUGAAAAGGAAGAAAAAGCAAAAGCUUUUGGAAUUACUGAGUUUAUUAACCCAAAUGACAGUAAAGAACCAGUUCAACAGGUUAUUAAGGAUCUCACAGGUGGAGGGGCAGAUUACGCAUUUGAAUGUAUAGGUGACACAGGAACGGUAACUACUGCACUGCAGGCUUGUUGCGAUGGAUGGGGAUUGACUGUGACACUUGGUGUGCCAAAAGUAAAGCCACAAGUAUCUGCUCAUUAUGGAAUAUUUCUUACUGGAAGAACAUUGAAAGGGUCUCUUUUUGGAGGAUGGAAACCUAAAUCUGAUCUCCCUUCAUUAGUUGACAUGUACAUGAAAAAGGAAAUCCAAGUUGAUGAGUACAUAACACAUAACCUGUCAUUUAGAGAUAUCAACAAAGCUUUUGAUCUGAUGAGAGAAGGGAAGUGUUUGCGCUGUGUUAUGCACAUGGAAAAGUAGUUUCUCUUGUUAUUACUCUCCGUUAGAGCGACAUAUCAGGAGUUCUCAUUAAGUUACAACUGGAAGUGUGUUCAUGUAGACUAUCUGUAAUCAAUUGAUUUUGAGGGUUCAAGAAAAAAUAAAUAAAAGACCAACUUCAUUUGAGGGUUUUAGUCCUGGUCUGCUGUUUAAACUUUAAAGUUUAGGGAUCUCUGUCUUUAUUGCAGACUGCUGUUUAGAGUUUAGACUUCAUUGCAAUACUUCAUUUAUUCUUUAGAUCUCACGCACAAUGACAUUUCUUUGUGAACGGGAAUGAU
This is a messenger RNA of Fragaria vesca subsp. vesca, 1511 nucleotides long. Its product is annotated as alcohol dehydrogenase-like 6-like. Bases 67 to 1215 code for a protein of 382 amino acids. The transcript is spliced from 10 exons. The record is from RefSeq and is a predicted model, not a curated record. Lineage: Eukaryota; Viridiplantae; Streptophyta; Magnoliopsida; Rosales; Rosaceae. Gene Ontology annotation, biological process: formaldehyde catabolic process. Gene Ontology annotation, molecular function: S-(hydroxymethyl)glutathione dehydrogenase [NAD(P)+] activity; zinc ion binding. Gene Ontology annotation, cellular component: cytosol.